Molecule: messenger RNA, 1925 nt
Organism: Salvelinus fontinalis (brook trout)
Lineage: Eukaryota; Metazoa; Chordata; Actinopteri; Salmoniformes; Salmonidae
Product: histone H2A.V
Exons: 5
Coding region: 106-492 (128 amino acids)
Cellular component (GO): nucleosome
Molecular function (GO): structural constituent of chromatin; DNA binding; protein heterodimerization activity
Source: RefSeq, a predicted model, not a curated record
UCGCAAGGAGUCCUGGGUAUAGUAUUGUUAAGGGCUUAAUUUUUUUCUCUUGGUCUUGAACCGAAAUUGUUUCCGAUCUCCUCAGUUCCACAACCAAAUAACGAAAUGGCUGGUGGUAAGGCAGGGAAAGACAGUGGCAAAGCCAAGGCGAAAGCGGUGUCGCGCUCCCAGAGAGCUGGACUGCAGUUCCCAGUGGGUCGUAUCCACAGGCACUUGAAGACUCGUACUACCAGCCAUGGCCGUGUAGGAGCCACAGCGGCCGUGUACAGUGCUGCCAUCCUCGAAUACCUCACCGCUGAGGUGCUGGAGUUGGCUGGCAACGCUUCUAAAGAUCUGAAGGUGAAGCGCAUCACUCCUCGCCACUUGCAGCUCGCUAUCCGUGGAGACGAGGAGUUGGACUCCCUCAUCAAGGCCACCAUUGCUGGAGGAGGUGUGAUCCCUCACAUCCACAAGUCCUUGAUCGGGAAGAAGGGCCAGCAGAAGACUGCAUAGACAGACCAUCUUGUUGACUGUGAAGGCUUGUAUUCUGACUGGACUGUGUUCGCAGACGCUUGUAUUCAGACUGACUUGACUGACCAGAACUUCACAUUUGAUAUUUUAUUAUUAAUGUUAUAGCUAACAAUGAGUGAUUAAGGUUUUUUUCAUUAUUGUAAUAUUUCCCAUAACAAGAAAGAAACUCUAAGACAAACACAUUUCUAUUAGGGCUGGGCGAUUAUGGUCUAAAAAUCUGAUUCCCCCUUUGUCUCAACUUAUGGACGUUCCUAAAUGUAAUUAAAAAAAAAAAAAAAAAGUUAUUGUAAUGGUCAUACACUGCAUUUUAAAACAGUCAAGCAACAAUCUAAUUUGGGGCUUGAAAAAUUAUACCUAGGCUAAAUAUAAGCCUUCCACAACACACUAAUUAUUUUAUCAUAGUAGUUUAAAAUGCUUUUUUGCAAUCACUGAUCUAGCUUUCAAGUUUAUUAAAAUUCCCUUUUCUUACAAAUUUAACCAGAAGCAUGCAUAAUAUACAUUCACUAAUAAUUAACUUAUUGUAGCAGGCAUUAUAGAAAAUUAACACCGGUUUCAAGUACAAGCCCACUUGCUAGUAGGUAGCCAGCUAAUCUUUAUAUUUCAAGUUUUACUAACUUGGAUCUAUUUGCUAGCUAACCAUGCAGAACAGUGGAGUUAUGAACACACCCUUCUGUCUCCAACGGUUUAAACAGCAUGCUAUCCUGUCUACUUUGUUCAGAUUUUUAAAUUAAGUGGCCUACUUAAUCAGAACGAGACAUUGCCAAUCAUUAUUUUAUCCUUAUUGCAGAUUUAAGACUAGACCGCUAGUAUACGUCUUUGCUAAAAUGCUGCUCGCUGUACUUGGAAGUGCAAUGCUGCAUGUGACAAACUGAGCAUAAAUUCUGUUAGUCUGCUCUGUGUGCAAUUUCAGUAGUUCAGACAAAGGGUAUUGUUAACUUCUCUAAAGUGUCCAUAUGAUUUUUUUUAAAUGAUGGACCAAACCUUAAUUAUCAGAUCUGUCCAAAAUGAGCCCAAUGGUUUGAGCUUAGCUUGGAUUUAAGCUUGUCCCCUGCCUUCCCAUCUUUGGACAACUCCCAUUUUUAGGGUGGAGACGUUCAUCUUGUCAUGAUAUACAGUUCUCUGGUGUUAGUGGGAAGGAGCUACUAAGUCGAGACCAAAAAGACAUGAGAACAAGCAGACCAUAACACUCAUAAAAAUGAAAAAUACAAACAUUGAUUCUUGUGAUAUAAGCAUUUGGAAUAUCGCUCAAAUUAAUUAGAUCGCUCAGCCCUAAUUUGUAUGCCGUUUUAGAUUGUUGGGCCGGACAGAGGAAAUAAUCAUACCUUUGUCAGAUUGUGACAGUUAAAUUUGAUUGGCAGGGCUUCAUAAAUGUUUUAUACUGAAAUGGAAUUAAAACUCAUUUUUAUAAAAACGAA